GAACGACAACUCUGCGUUGAGUUUUUGAGUUUGGUUCCUCAUUACAAAACGAAAGUAGAAGGUGGGCGUGUAAAAAUUGUUUACAAACAUACAUUUGGUUUCAUUUUAAGGGCACAAUAUGAGUUCUGCUGCUACAGCGACGGUAAGGUCCGUCAGGAACACGGACACAGGGAUUGACCUGUCAGUGACAUCAUAUACAGAGACGAAGGCAAUGGUUGGCAGCAACUACCUAUACCAGAUGAUGGUCGUGACGAACCUUCCUUGCUUCAAGUCUCCAAAACAAAAAGACACAGAUAACGUCCAGUUUACAGUGAUGAAGAAAAUUCAAGACUUCGAGGAACUGCAUACAAAGCUGAAUACCAAGUUCAGUGGCACGGUGUUGCCAACACUACCGAAGAAGGUACUGAAGAUGAACGAUUCUGUUGCUAAGGAACGCCGGAACAAUCUAGACCACUUUGUGAAGUUUCUGGCUUGCACACCGAAGAUUUGCUCAGAUCCGAUGGUGCUAGCAUUCCUCGGAGCGAGCAGUUCAAGAAUAAAAACCCUGACGGUGUCCGAUCGGGAGGUGGAGGGAGGGGAGACAACUGGUGACACAACCAAUGUACUGGGAGAGGAGGAGACAAAUGAUGAAGCCCCUGACCUAUUUGACACUGGCACAGGUACAGGUGAUGUGUGGGAAGAGGAGGAGGAGGAAGAAGAGGAGAAUUUGUUUGGGACAAAAGAACUGUCUUUUAAAACUAAUGUGAGCACCAAAAUAUUUGAAGACCUCGACCUAGAGGGAGCUCUACAUGAAGGCGAACAUGAGGAACUCUUUGUCACUGGGGCAAAGUCCGAGGGUGCCGUAACCAUGGUUUCACACGCAGAGGAUCAGGGAGAAGCGGCGGACCUCUUUGGGUCUGAUGAUGACAAUGACAUAGACGAGAUCAUGAACAUGAAACUGACAAGUGACGAUAAGACAGAUGAAGCUGAAGCAGAGACUACACCUUACCCUGACACAGUUGAGCAUUCCCAUGAACAUAACCCUGAACUCCUUGCGAGCAGAGAAGCUGUUGAUAGCACUGAAGUUCCUUUAAAACCUAAACCAGCACUGAAACAAAAGCCCAGCAUUCCUGCAAAAAGGACAGGCAAAGACCAAUCAAGUGAGACAAUCAUUACAACCACUGAAAACCUUUCUACCAAAACAGACCAAUCAAAUCUAAAGCCGCAGAUGAAACCUAAACCUGCGAUUGGACAAAAACCUGUGACAAGUAAAAAGCCUGAUUUGGCUGAAAAACCAGGUUUACCGCAGAAGCCUGCAUUGAAGCCAAAACCUUCCAAAUCUGAGUCAGAGCCUGUGCCGGACAACACUCAGGAUACUGUUGCCAUAGAGACUCUUACAGAAGAUUCUAUAAUGAAGUAUAUUGAGGCCAAUGCCAAUACUGAUGAUGACUUGGACUUGUUUUCCUAGAUAGCAAUAUUGAAAGCUAUUCAUGGCUCUGUGCUUACUCUGAAGCUGUGAUUCCUACUGCAGAUCAUGUUGAGUUUUUUUAAUCAUGGAUUUCAGAAAUUACUGCUAUCGAUUCAGAAUAAAAAACUAAAUAAUUUUAAGUUCUCAUAAUGCUGAUAAUAAAAACACAAGGGAGUGCAAAUAGAACAUUAGUUUACGACAACACAAGGGCAGUAUGAUUUUCUGCAAAACAUUAUGCAACGAUGGGAAGUUAUGUGUUGCCAUACAUAAUUCCUGUUAUUUCAAAGUCCAUUUUAUCAGUUGUUUGUGUGCGUUAGUGAGAAUUGUAACUGUUAUAAUAAUAUACAGAUGUUAAGUCGA
This is a messenger RNA of Dreissena polymorpha, 1807 nucleotides long. Its product is annotated as HCLS1-binding protein 3-like. The transcript has 8 exons. Bases 119 to 1447 code for a protein of 442 amino acids. The record is from RefSeq and is a predicted model, not a curated record. Lineage: Eukaryota; Metazoa; Mollusca; Bivalvia; Myida; Dreissenidae. Gene Ontology annotation, molecular function: phosphatidylinositol binding.